CUCUCCCCCUCCUCCUCCUCCUCCUCCGCAGUUUGCAGUGUGUUAUGUCUCAGACUCGGAGGUAGAGAGUCAGAGCUGCUCGUCUGGCGGAUCCCCGGUGUCUUCUCCCCUCCUCACUCACACGGGAUUCUUUCUCUCCGGAGCCCUGGGAAAUUCUACUUUUGCUCUUUUCUACCCUUUUUUCGUCCUCUCCACUCCGGCCAACAGUUCGCUCUCUGGGAUUUGUAUGUCUGAUUUCACUCGGCACUGCUCCUCGCUGCUGCCGCUUUUACGCACCGACGCUUAUUUUGGAUUUGCUCAUCGCUGGAGAAAACCCUCAGAAUCAGCGAGGUGGAUCCGUGGAUGCGCCUUUCUGGCUCAAACUGGAGAUGGAAAUGCUGACAUUGAUAUUUCAUUCCCUGUGGAUAUUGCAAUGCAACACAGUGAGCGCCGACUCCAUCAUUCACAUUGGGGCCAUAUUUGAGGAGAACGCAGUGCGGGACGAUGAGGUGUUCCAGCUCGCCGUGUCUGACCUCAGUCUGAGCGAUGACAUCCUGCAGAGCGAGAAGAUCACACACUCUAUUAAACUCAUCGAGCCCAACAACCCGUUCCAGGCGGUGCAGGAAGGUAAGACCGCUAACCGAUCGCUCCAUAAAUCCUCGUCUGUCGAUACCAGCGGCCAUAACGCCGUGUCUUUAACUGCUCACACGUUGACAUCACGCCGCUCAGCGUUCCUCUUCAUCGCGCUGAGCGGAGCGGCGCUGAGAGCAGGACGAGCUUCAAAGGAACAAGAUAUCAACGGAGGGACGUCUGCUCGCCGUUUCUGA
Molecule: messenger RNA, 806 nt
Organism: Labrus mixtus (cuckoo wrasse)
Lineage: Eukaryota; Metazoa; Chordata; Actinopteri; Labriformes; Labridae
Product: glutamate receptor ionotropic, delta-1-like
Exons: 3
Coding region: 369-806 (145 amino acids)
Source: RefSeq, a predicted model, not a curated record